GAUUUUUCGAUUUCUUAAUGUCAACUUUUACGAUUGCAUUUGCUAUUUUAAUUAUUAUUGGUGUUGCUUCAUUGAGCAUUAAUUUAUAUCAUCUUUUUCAACCGUCUACUAUAAAAAAUAGAAAAGAACUCUUUUCAAGUGUUGCAAUUAUAUUUGGUCAUUUUAUUUAUAUGUUCCUGGGCAAUUAUUUCGGACAAGAAAUAAUCGAUCAUAGUGUUGAAAUUUUUAACGCAAUAUAUGAUGUAUCGUGGUACACUGCUCCAUUAUCAUCACAAAAGAUGUUACUGUUUUUAAUGCAAAGGAUGAUAAAAAGUUUUCAAUUAGUUGUUUGCGACAUGUUUGUAGCAUCGCUGGAAGGUUUUUCCACGCUUUUUACCAAAUCUCUGUCUUACUUGACAGUAAUUUAUUCUCUACAAUAGCGAUAAGGUUUUCACUUGUCACUCUCAGAUUGUCACACUAAUA
Messenger RNA from Cataglyphis hispanica, 462 nucleotides. RefSeq lists its product as uncharacterized. Gene Ontology annotation, cellular component: plasma membrane. Gene Ontology annotation, biological process: sensory perception of smell; detection of chemical stimulus involved in sensory perception of smell. NCBI's taxonomy places the organism in Eukaryota, Metazoa, Arthropoda, Insecta, Hymenoptera, Formicidae. The transcript is spliced from 4 exons. The coding region runs from base 18 to 419 and encodes 133 amino acids. The record is from RefSeq and is a predicted model, not a curated record. Gene Ontology annotation, molecular function: odorant binding; olfactory receptor activity.